Molecule: messenger RNA, 1016 nt
Organism: Phragmites australis (common reed)
Lineage: Eukaryota; Viridiplantae; Streptophyta; Magnoliopsida; Poales; Poaceae
Product: NAD(P)H-quinone oxidoreductase subunit O, chloroplastic-like
Exons: 6
Coding region: 192-695 (167 amino acids)
Cellular component (GO): plasma membrane
Molecular function (GO): oxidoreductase activity, acting on NAD(P)H, quinone or similar compound as acceptor
Source: RefSeq, a predicted model, not a curated record
AAUCCAAUAAUCCAAUGGAGCCCGCCUCCUCCCCACCCAGAUUUUUUAUUUUUAUAUUUUAACUACUACUCCGUGGGCCUGUGCGUGGCCCAAUCCAAUUUGCGCGCGCGUCGCGUCCCGUCGCCUUAUCCGCCGCGGUGCAAUUCGUGUGGCACUUGGCUCGCGCCAACCAAGCUGAGCAAACUCUCGCCAUGGAAGCUCUCGCCGCGACGCCUCGGGCCCUCUUCCCGCGCACGUCCCCGCCGGCAUUAAUCCCAACGGCGAGAGGGACGUCAUCGGCCCGGCGUCGAUGCGCCGCUCCUGUCAGGGCCUCUGCCGCCGCCGCCGAGCCGGCCGGGGAGGAGAAGCCGGCUGCUCCCAAACCAGCCGCGGCCGGGGAUGGCGCUGCCUCGCCAGCGCCAGCGCCCAAGAAGAUACUGAAGAAGAAGCCAGUCUACUCGAUGAAGAAAGGGCAGAUUGUGCGUGUCGACAAAGACAAGUACUUGAACAGCAUCAAUUACCUGUCAGUGGGACAUCCACCCUUUUACAAGGGGCUAGACUACAUAUACCAAGACCGCGGCGAGGUUUUGGACAUAAGAGUCUUUGAAACCGGAGAAUACGCCCUGAUCGCGUGGGUGGGGAUUCCGACACCACCGGCAUGGCUACCAACUUACAUGCUCAUCAAGUCGGACAAGCUCGACUACGAGAGAAUAUGAUGGGCUCACGAUCACGGAGACCUUCGAGGUGACUGCACACGAUCAAUCCCUGGACAACGCCAUGCCGAUAUGCCAUGUUCAGACUUCAGUCAGGUCGGGAUGCAGUGUUGCGUUGCAUGUAUAUGCCACUACGAAGACGGUCGAGGCAAUGUGCCGUUCAACCAUGGUCUCCACGUGAGUCGAAAAGGGAAGAAAUUGAAAGCGAGAAGAUUCAAAGUUGUUGUACCACUGAUUCGAUUAUAAACUUUGUAUUACCUUUUGAAGUUGACGACGGCAGUGCUUCUGGGUUCUGAACAAACAUUAGCCCAGAUUUUGACACUA